UUCAAGGAAAAUUGUGAAAUUUGUGAAAUAAUAUUCUAUAUUUUCUCUUAUUAAUUAUUAUAAAAUGUUCCACAUUUUGUAAGAAUACGCAAUACUUAACUAGUUUUCUAACCACAAUGGUUAUUUACGGAGUUUACAUUGUCAGUAAAUCUGGGGGGCUGAUUUUCAACUACGACCACAAUAUUCCUCGAGUGGAAACUGAAAAAACCUUUGGUUUUCCAUUAGAUAUUAAACUCGAGUAUGAAAACAAAAAGGUGGUAGUAGUCUUUGGUCAAAGGGAUGGUAUAAAUAUUGGACACGUACUCCUAUCUGUAAAUGGAUCUCCUGUUAAUGGCCGCACAACUGACGAUGGGAAAGAUGUGUUUGAUUUGAUAUCUGCUAAGGAAAACUAUCCCAUAAGCUUAAAGUUUGGCCGUCAAAGAGCUACAACAAAUGAAAAAAUUGUGUUAGCCAGUAUGUUCUACCCACUAUUUGCAUUGGCUUCACAACUCAGCCCUGUUCCUAAAUCUUCUGGGAUUGAAACUCUCAAUGCGGACACUUUCAAACUCUCUUGCUUUCAAACAUUAACAGGAGUAAAAUUUAUAAUCGUUACUGAUGUGAACAUGCAAGGGUCAGAUGUGGUGUUGAAGAGAAUCUAUGAACUUUACUCUGACUAUGCUCUGAAGAACCCAUUCUAUUCGUUGGAAAUGCCAAUCAGAUGCGAGUUAUUUGAUACAUCCCUCCAUACUUUACUGGAACUUGUUGAGAAGUCAGGAACUGCUAAUUUAUAGCUUUAAGUUCACAUUAAUUAGCAAAGUUCUGCAAAAUUUAUUCCAUAAUAUUUAAUUUUAAUUGUUU
Aricia agestis (brown argus) is the source of this 837-nucleotide messenger RNA. It is a transcript of the gene Trs23, whose product is annotated as trafficking protein particle complex subunit 4. Gene Ontology annotation, cellular component: TRAPP complex. NCBI's taxonomy places the organism in Eukaryota, Metazoa, Arthropoda, Insecta, Lepidoptera, Lycaenidae. Gene Ontology annotation, biological process: endoplasmic reticulum to Golgi vesicle-mediated transport. The record is from RefSeq and is a predicted model, not a curated record. The transcript has 4 exons. Bases 117 to 770 code for a protein of 217 amino acids.